This is a messenger RNA of Peniophora sp. CBMAI 1063, 513 nucleotides long. NCBI's taxonomy places the organism in Eukaryota, Fungi, Basidiomycota, Agaricomycetes, Russulales, Peniophoraceae. The record is from the annotation of a GenBank genome assembly.
AUGGCGUCAUAUCCGGCUCAAGCCAAGAAAACGCACCCGGUAGCCGGUGUUCAAGACCGUCUCGCUGCUGGCCAACUCGAAACGCCUCGUACACGAAUACGAGCGUUCGAUCCGCGACCGUCUCGGGCGCCCGUCGAGACGUUCUGCACGAUCCUCGACCUCAAGAAUGUCUCGAUCUCGAACUUCUACCGCGUCAAGGACUACGUCGGCAAGGCGACGCAGAUCGGACAGGACAGGUACCCCGAGGUCAUGGGCAAGUUCUACAUCAUCAACGCGCCCUGGGGAUUCUCGGCCGUAUGGGGCAUCGUGAAGGGCUGGCUCGAUCCCGUCACUGCGGCUAAGAUCGACGUGUGCGGGAGCGACUACAAGGGCAAGUUGCUCGACCAAACUCCCGCGGAGAACUUGCCGAAGGAGUACGGUGGGACUUACGCUUGCCAUGGGAGCUGCUCGCUUAGCGAUGCUGGGCCGUGGAAUGAGACUGCAGCGCCCGCGCAGGCGCCUGCUGCGGCGUGA